AUGGCCAUUCUCGACGUUUUUCGAAGUCGACCGGCGCCGUCGUCCGUGGACGGCGACGUCCCGGCAAAGUUUCCUCAGUUUACCAUUUUCUCUCGUCCGGGCUCCUCGCUCGGCAAUUGUACCCCUUCCUCGGGUCUGGCCACCCCGACCGAAGAGAAGAAUCUCGCGGAAUUAGGCCCCUGUCCGGAAAUUGGUCGUCUGGCUUCAUGGAAAGGUGCCCUGAUCUUGCUGGUCACGUCGGGCUCCCAAUUCCUCGACAAUGUCUUCAUGACCAGUGCCAAUGUGGCCUUGUCGUCGAUUCAAGAGGCCUUUGACGUGUCUGACACCAACCUCCAGUGGAUGAUCUCCGCAUAUACCCUUACUUUUGGUGGGUUUUUGCUCCUUGCGGGCGUCCUGUCCGACCGCUAUGGACGGAAGAUGAUCUUGUGCUUGGGGUUGACCUGGCUGUCGAUUUGGACGUUGGCCAUUGGCUUCGGGCAGUCCUUUAUCCAACUCACCGUGUUUCGUGGUCUUCAAGGCAUCGGGGCGGCGCUGACAGUGCCGUCCGCGAUCGGAAUCAUCAGCGCCUACUUCAGCGGGUUGGAUCGAACCCGUGCACUAUCCAUCUAUGCUUCGUCGGGGACCGUUGGGUUCUGCGUGGGACUGAUCUUCGGGGGCUUCCUUACCUCAUCUCUCGGCUGGCGCUACAUCUUCUACUUUAUCGUCAUCAUCACCGGCUCCCUCGGGAUCCUCGGUGCCAUCGUUCUCCCUCAAGACAACCGGGCGGGCAAGGAGAAGCCCAAGAUGGACUACGUGGGGGCGAUGCUCUCCACAGCGGGUCUGAUUCUGCUCCAGUUUGUCCUGUCCAGCGGGGGGGUAUACGGCUGGGGGACGCCAUUUAUCCUCGUGUUGUUGAUUCUCGCCGUGGCCUUGCUGGUCGCGUUCACCCUCUGGGAAAAGUACAUUUCCUAUCCCUUGAUGCCAUUGGGACUAUGGAAGCUCCCUAACUUUGCGGGUCUCUGGAUUGCGGGAUUCACCUGCUACGGCAGCUACCAAAACGUAAUCUACUACAUCGUCCUCAUGGCCCAAGAAGUCGACCAGCUCUCGGCCGGCCAAACGGCCAUUCGCUUCCUGCCCAUGGGGGUAAUCGGCUUCAUCGCAUCCAUGGGCACCGGAAAAGCCCUAGAAUACAUCAACGGGAAAUAUACCCUCAUUGCGGGGCUGGUUUUAACCGUGGUAGCCCCGAUCCCUAGCGCCAUUACCUCCAGUCCGGAAACAAACUUCUGGAUCAACGUCCUCCCCACCUCCCUCAUAAGCAUCACCGCCGUCUCCCUCAUUUUCGUCACCACCAGCACCGCCAUCCUCACCACCGUGCCCGUGAACGUGAAAAGUCUCUGCGGGGGGAUGCUCAACACCGCCUUUCAGAUCGGGUCCGGUGUAGCACUGGCCAUUUCCGCUGCGGUCACCGAGGCAGUGGAUAUUAAGAAAGGACAUGAUCUCGCGCAGCAGUAUGCCACGGGGUUGUGGUGUUCGGCGGGGUUGGCGGGGUUGGGGCUGAUUAUUGCGGUGGGUUCGGUGCGCAGGAGGGGGAUCGGGCCGGGGGAUCGGGAUGAUUCGGUGUGUGCUAUAUGA
Messenger RNA from Aspergillus ibericus CBS 121593, 1611 nucleotides. RefSeq names its product MFS transporter. Gene Ontology annotation, molecular function: transmembrane transporter activity. Lineage: Eukaryota; Fungi; Ascomycota; Eurotiomycetes; Eurotiales; Aspergillaceae. Gene Ontology annotation, biological process: transmembrane transport. Bases 1 to 1611 code for a protein of 536 amino acids. The transcript is spliced from 4 exons. Gene Ontology annotation, cellular component: membrane. The record is from RefSeq and is a predicted model, not a curated record.